AUGCCCCACCCAUGUUGGCUCAUCCACUCUGUCCUCCAAAAGACCCAUUGGGUUCGUCAGGAUAAUCUUAUCCUCAGUGAUAUUUUGACCUCCACUGUCACCACCGUCACCCCUCUCAUCUCUAUAGCCAAGACAUCCCAUGAGGCAUGGAAAAAACUAAAUGCCAUGUAUGCAAGUAAAUUGCGAACAAGAGCCGUGCAACUCAAGGAGGAGCUUACCUUGAUUAAGUGGGGAAAUCGCACAAUAUCGAAUUCCCUGCACACAUUGAAGGCUCUUGUAGAUGAAAUUGCCCUCAUAGACCACCCCAUAUUCAAUGAUGAUUUCACUCUCUACAUCCUCAAUGGUCUGGGUCCUGACUUCCGUGAGAUUGCUGCACCCAUUAGAGCUCGGGAAAAAUCCUUGGCCUUUAAGGAGCUCCAUGAUCCCCUUAUCGGCCAUGAAAGCUACAUGCGCCGUCUUGAAGCCACCACCAAGCAGCUAGUUGCCACAACAAACUACUCCAACUGCCGCUUUGUUCGAACACUUCGACUGGGAGCCCUUAACAAUGAGGGUCUUAUAAGUCAAAUGGGCCUUCUCGUCCUUCAGGCCCAGCUCACAACAAUGAUGACCUGA
Messenger RNA from Juglans microcarpa x Juglans regia, 612 nucleotides. RefSeq lists its product as uncharacterized. The coding region runs from base 1 to 612 and encodes 203 amino acids. The record is from RefSeq and is a predicted model, not a curated record. NCBI's taxonomy places the organism in Eukaryota, Viridiplantae, Streptophyta, Magnoliopsida, Fagales, Juglandaceae. The transcript has a single exon.